Trachymyrmex cornetzi is the source of this 597-nucleotide messenger RNA. RefSeq lists its product as uncharacterized. The record is from RefSeq and is a predicted model, not a curated record. The transcript is spliced from 5 exons. Bases 55 to 504 code for a protein of 149 amino acids. Gene Ontology annotation, cellular component: membrane. NCBI's taxonomy places the organism in Eukaryota, Metazoa, Arthropoda, Insecta, Hymenoptera, Formicidae.
AGCUGAUGUAAAACGACGUACUUUCUUGAGAACUGGUAUUAAAACUGAACAAUAAUGUUGAAUAUAACCAUCAACAUUAAUUAUAUGAAAAGUUGGAAUGGAAUUGCUAAGAUCCUUCAAGUGGUACUGGGUGCGAUUUGUGUAGGAAUUAUUGGUCACGAGCUUAGUUAUAAAUAUGUACUCUUAUACAGAGCAUCAGCAUAUCUAUUUUUUUUUGUCGCAACAUGUACUUUCUUUAUUAACACUUUUAUUCUGUAUGUCAGUAACUUGAUAUCACCCUCUGCUGCAUCUAUUAUAUCUAAAACAAUUUACGAACUCCUUUAUCAUUUCAUUGCGUCUAUAUUAUUAUUUGCGGCUUCAAUAGCAGUAAUAAUUGUGAUAAAUCAACAUUCUAUUGUAGUUAAUUAUGAUGCGUUUUUAGCAGCUUCCAUUCUCGCUCUGCUAAAUAGCAUUUUAUACAUCUGCAGUACGGUCAUGGGCUUUAGAACUUAUGGAGAUGAUUAAAAGGUUACAAUAAGUUUGUAAUUCUUUAAACAAUAAAAAUAGAUUAUUCUUAUACGAAUUGUUUUUACACAGGUCAGAUACAUUUUAGAAACU